This is a messenger RNA of Peniophora sp. CBMAI 1063, 879 nucleotides long. Lineage: Eukaryota; Fungi; Basidiomycota; Agaricomycetes; Russulales; Peniophoraceae. The record is from the annotation of a GenBank genome assembly.
AUGUACAAGAAGGCGCAAGCGUCGUUUUGGACAACAGAAGAGAUCAAUCUUUCGAAAGACAUGCACGACUGGACCAACCGGCUUAACGAAGGAGAAAAAAUGUUCAUAUCGCACGUCCUCGCCUUCUUCGCCGCCUCCGACGGCAUAGUCAAUGAGAAUCUCGUCGAGAGAUUCUGCGCCGACGUCCAGAUAGCGGAAGCUCGCUGCUUCUACGGAUUCCAGAUCAUGAUGGAGAACGUGCACUCCGAAACGUACUCCCUGCUGAUCGAGACAUACAUACGAGACCCUGGAGAGAAGAACAGGCUUUUCACGGCAAUCAACACGAUGCCAACUGUAGCAGAAAAGGCAGCGUGGGCCCAAAGGUGGAUCCGCGACGACGGUUCUUCAUUCGCAACGCGACUUGUUGCGUUUGCAGCCGUUGAGGGAAUAUUCUUCUCCGGCUCUUUCGCGGCUAUAUUCUGGCUGAAGAAACGCGGACUUAUGCCCGGACUUACCUUUUCUAACGAGCUUAUAAGCCGGGACGAAGGGCUCCACACAGAGUUCGCCUGCCUGCUGUUUUCAAAUCUCACCUCACGUCCGGCCGAAGACGUGGUGUCGGCAAUCCUGCGAGAGGCGGUGGAUAUUGAAAAGCGAUUCCUGUGCGAGGCGCUGCCAGUCGGCCUCAUUGGCAUAAACCGCGAUAUGAUGUGCACGUACAUCGAAUACGUGACUGACAGACUGUCUUGUGCGCUCGGAUACGAGAAGAUGUACGGAAGUGCCAAUCCGUUCGACUUCAUGGAGAUGAUCUCGAUCGAAGGCAAGACCAACUUCUUUGAGAAAAGAGUUUCAGAAUACGCGAGAAGGAAGCAGGAGCCGGAAAAGGAUAGGGACUCCUUGUAA